CGGCGUCCAGACUCUGGCCGACUGCAGAGCCAAGCGCAUCCCCGGCCGCCAUCACUGGGCUCGGGUUUUAAGCAUUUGCGACCUAUAUGGGCAUUAUAGAGUGGAUUUUUCGAAUGCCCGCGGUAAAGGAAGGAUUGUAUAGUGUGUGACAGUCGCGAAUCUCAGGAUAUCUUCGGUGAGUUAUGAGAUACGACGCCUGAAAUCGAACUUAUUGUUAUUAUUGGUGGUUUUGUUGGAUUUUUUGGACCCGAGUGUUGCCAAAUCUGGGAUAUCUACCAGUGAAAUUGUGUCCAAGGAAAAAAUGACGUCCGCUUAUUUUGUGUAGUUGUAAGCGUCCCUUAUUUAAAGAAAAAAAAUUGUAGUGAUAAAGUGAUGAUUCUAGUGAAUGUGAUUUAGUGCAUUAGUGUAGCAGUUUUUGAAGCAAGUUUGCCUGCCUGGCGAGUACGCUUACUUCUUUGUCCCUGAUUGUUUUAAUCAUUACUAUUCUGUUUAACAACGUUCAGCUUUAUAUCUAAGUGCUACUAAAUCCCACUGACUGGACGCACGGAUCAUAGCCAUACGGCUAAGUGGAAACCAACGGCUGCACCACCGUGAAUUGUUUACUCUCCUCCCUCUCGCAAACUUAUCGGUGAUGGGCGUGAGGACGCGGGGUUGCGGGGGGGCGUGUACGUGAUGGUGGGGCGCCCGUAAUGCGUGAGUCACCCCUGGAGGGAGCCACCGCCCCCCGGAACAAGCAGGCGCCCUCCACUCUCAGCGGGGCGACUGCUGGCUCCGUGGGCGCCAACACCCACCAUCCCCACACCACCCAGCAGCCUCCCCCACACCCCCACCGCCCGCACGCAGGGAAGCAUCACCAGGAGCAUUACCAUCAGUCAAAGCAGCAUAACUACCACCACACAUCCAAGCACAACGCCUCUUACCACCAGCCCAAGCAACCAAAGAGCGUCAAUUAUCAGGGCAAGCAGCAGCAAUACAAUCAGCAGCAGCAAAGCAACUCGAGCAGUGCCAGCAGCCAGGUUAGAAGCGGCCAGGGGCAAACACAGCAUCGGCACCAACAGCAGGCAGAGCCUCAGCCACAGCAGCAGGCACAGCAUCAACAGCAGCAGCAACAACCACAACAACAACAAGGUGGCCCCCAAGGACAACAACAACCGCCCAACUUCGAGUAUGACGACCAAGAGUGGGACGUGGGCGUGGGCGACCUGAUCAUCGACCUGGACGCUGACAUCGCCCAAGCGGACCGUGGUAGGAUGAGCUCCGCCGUACCUCCCCCCCAACACCACCACCACCACCACCAUCAUCACCACCACCACCAUACCAACGCUUCCUCCACAACUUCUUCCAACGCUGCUUCCGCGACGCCUAGCGGCCCCCAGCAGCAGCAGCAGCAGCAACAGCAGCAGCAGCAGCAGCAGCAGCAGCAGCAGCAGCAGCAGCAGCAGCAGCAGCAGCAGCAGCAGCAGCAGCAGCAGCAGCAGCAGCAGCAGCAAGGUCAGCAGCAGCAGCAGCAAGGUCAGCAGAAUCAGCAGGGCCAGACGCCUGAGGAUAAGCACAGCCUCAAGAUGAAGAUCAAGAGGACCAAACCGACAACCAAGAACAGUGAAGCCAAGCACGAGAUCGUGAAGCCCGACCUGGGUCCGGGGCCGCCCCAUGGCUCCCCGGCUACCUUGCAGCACCACCACCACCUCCAUCAACAUCAUCACCAGAAUCAGCAGCAGCCACCUCAGCAACAGCUGCAGCAGUCGCCUCAGCAGCGACCUCAGCAGCAGCAGACGCCGCCUCCAAGUCAUCACCACAACGGCGCACACAUGAAAUUGGAGGGCGGCGAGAUGAACGGGCGGCCGACCCCUCGUCCACAGCCUCAGGCGCGGGCUGCCCAUAAGAAGGAUAAACGGCGACACGACCUGAAUGGCACUGCAUCGCCUCCCCCUCAGGGAGUGGUGUCCCCUCGCGCGAUAGCAACGGCGACUCCCCCAGCCAGUGGAGGUGGCACUCCGGGUGGAGUCAGUGGAGCCGCCCCCGCGAGCGUCGCUUCUCCCCCUUUGGCAAACGUGAAGGUAGAGCCCAGAGGCCCAAAUGCUUCGCCCAACAGCACCGCGUCCACACCGGCGCCUCUUUCUCACUAUGCUGCUAAGAGUGAGACUCCACCGCCCACGAAGAGACCAAAGCCGGGUGAGGACGGAGGGGCGCGGCGGGACGUGUGUGUAGGGACGAGCGUGGCGACCAUCACCGACCCGGACUGCCUCGGUCCGUGCGAGCCCGGCACCUCGGUCAUGCUCGAGGGCAUUGUCUGGCAUGAGACGGAAGGAGGAGUGUUAGUGGUGAAUGUAACAUGGCGUGGGAAGACUUAUGUAGGUACAUUGCUCGAUUGUACUCGUCACGACUGGGCCCCUCCAAGGUUCUGUGACUCGCCUACCAGUGAUAUAGAGUCUCGGACGCCCAAGGGUCGGGGCAAGAGAGGGCGGGCUGCCACCACGACUGCUGGCACACCUGUCAACAACGACGUCACAGUAACAGAAACGAGAAGUGGUAAAUUACGAAAUGCCAAUGUGAAGGGGCGCAGAGGGAAUCUCACUCCUACAAGUAAUCCUCCUCCUAGUCCAGUUAAGUCUGAACCUGGUGGGACCAAACGAAAGACAAGAGAACCAGAGACGCCUGAUCAAAAAAACUGGAAACGCUCUCGUGCAAGUUCACGGGGCACACCUACCAAUGGUGCUUCCAGUCCUGGGCCAGAUCACCCUUCCUCUCCCCAGCUGAUUGAAUGUCCUGAGCCUAAUUGUAACAAGAAGUACAAACACAUCAACGGGUUAAAGUAUCAUCAGAGCCAUGCCCAUAAUAAUGUCGCCAACGAUGAUGAGACAACCAGUACAGAAGGGCGUGCAGAGAGCGAGGUAGAGGAAAGUCGGCCACCUUCUCCAGCACCAGUGGCUGAAACUCCAGUGGAUAAUACAGCCCAGGAUGUUGUUAAACCUUCAGUUCUACGAUACUCCGGUCCACCAUCCACACCAAGCCCUGGUCCCAGUGAGGAGAUGGCCAAAGGGUCUACAGCACAACCUCCAACAUCACAACCCAGUGUAAUUCAAUCCCGAGUGCCACAAGCCAGUCAGGGAGGAGUGUAUCUUUACACAGGAUCAGGAGGAGUUGUAAGUCCACAGCAUCCUCAGGUUGGGUCUCCAGCCUUGGGAAUGUCACCAAUACCUGGUGGACUUUCACAAGUCAGACCAGGACAAAUCCGACCUGAAGUUCGUCCAGAAGUGAUGAUGAGGAUAGGAACAGCUGUUCCAAGGCAGGUUGGUCCUGCACCUGUGGCAUCACCUGGUGCUCCAAGUGUGCCCUUAACACCACAAGGUACCCCAUUGUCCAGCCUCCCAGGUAAUUCCCCUGGUUUGAUUAAGGUAAAGCAAACGCUUAUAGAGCCAGAAAAGGGUAAGCCGAAGGAAUUAGUAAAUGGAUUAGUUACAAAGGACACACGAGAAGAGGAGCAACCUAGUCGAGAAGAUGCUCGAAGUCCUGCUUAUUCUGAUAUAUCAGAUGCCAAUGAUACAGCCCCAGUAUUAGAAGGGGAUAGUGAUAAUAAAGACUUGCAAGAUGAUAAGAAAGCAGAAUUACCUCUUGGACCACAACCUUAUCCCUAUGGGAUGUAUUACCCUGGUCCUUAUGGCCAACCCUCCCCUUUCUUAAUACCUCCUAUACAACCUCCCCCAUCUACUACCCCAGGUAAAGAUGGAGACAUUAAAGACCCAAAGGAAAAGUUAUGUGAUAAAGACAAAAGAGAUAGUUUACCACCUCCAGGAAGCAGCGAGUAUUUGAACAAAAUUCAUCCACAAUACCUCUAUUCCCCACAUUACUUAUAUAAUCCAGGUUACCCUGAUCCUUAUUUAAGAGACCCUCAAAUAUAUAAGGAAGCAGAAGGUAAAGAAUUACCUCCUGGAAUAAGAGAGGGAGACAAGGGCCCAACUGAUUUAUCUAGAUCAGCGCCAGGCAUGCCUGGCACUGUGUCAUUAUCUCCAGUAAUCCCUAAAGAUAAGUUAUCAAUUGUUAAGGAUAAACAGGCUGAAAACCAUGCAAUACUAAAAGAGGCACAUGAACUAAAAGGCCAGCUUCCUGGAGACAAACGACCAUACGAACCAAGUCUUGCAUAUAGAUUUCCAUAUGACCAGCGAUUACCAAUACAAGCACAACCUCAAGAAAAGCCUGGAGAAAAAUCAACAGGACUCCCUAAACCAUCACCCCCUGCACCACUUUCUAGUCCUCGAGUUGGUUCAACACCACCAUCCAGUUCUUCUUUGAGCAAAGAUGACCGUGGAGAAAAGAAAGCAGACAGCAAGAGUGAAGGUGUUAAGCCCACUAUGGAAACAACAGGGCCGCCUCCACCUCCAACAUCAUCAGCAUAUUAUCCACCUUUCCCUUACAGUACCCUUCCUUAUGACCCAUACAGGCCACCUAUGGUGCCACCAAUGUCCAUGCCUACAAGUUUUCCAGCACAUUACUUGCAGCCAGGGAUGAUGCCAAGAUUCUCUCUAAGUCCAGCAGCAAACACACCAGAGGAUCUUUCACGUGGUAGUUCUAGUGGAGGCAUGAUCCAUCCUUCACAACUGUAUUCAAGCCAUAAGAUUCAUGAGUUACAAGAGCGAGCUCUUAAAUCACCAAUAUCAUCAGCAUCUAUGAGUAUGGCUGCACAGGGAAUCAUGACUACUCCACAGAAAAUUGCAUCUCCAUUAGCUAACAAAGAUGGGGCCUUGACACCAGUCACAUCGUCAUCCUCAUCAUCUGGUUCUAUACCCUCCUCUGCUUCUUCCUUGGUUCAUGGAGGGGGUGGGCCCGUGGGAGGAGGGGUAGAGGGGCGGUCUCCACCCACAGCGCGCCCCCCCACACACCACCUGCAUGAGAGCUUCUCCACGUACUCUCUCAUCUCUCCUCAAUUCCAUUACACAGGUAAGUCUUCAUAUCUAAGAUGUUUAGGCUAAAUUGCAGAGUAGUUU
This is a messenger RNA of Penaeus chinensis, 4982 nucleotides long. RefSeq names its product nascent polypeptide-associated complex subunit alpha, muscle-specific form-like. The transcript is spliced from 7 exons. Gene Ontology annotation, biological process: regulation of transcription by RNA polymerase II. The record is from RefSeq and is a predicted model, not a curated record. Gene Ontology annotation, cellular component: nucleus. NCBI's taxonomy places the organism in Eukaryota, Metazoa, Arthropoda, Malacostraca, Decapoda, Penaeidae. Bases 690 to 4967 code for a protein of 1425 amino acids.